AUGGCAAAAUUCAUCGUAGGAAAGAGCAGACACCUUGAGAAUCCAGAAAUCUACGAGGGAAUGCGUGUUGGAGUUGAUCGAAUGAACUACGCCCUGACUCUGCCACUUCCUCGUAAAAUUGAUUCAUCUGUCACACUGAUGCAGGUUGAAGAGAAGCCAGAAGUCACCUACGAUGACAUUGGUGGAUGCAAGGAGGAGAUUGAGAAGGUGAGAGAGGUUGUUGAAGACCCGUUGCUGAAUCCAGACAAAUUCAUUGAUUUGGGAAUUGAUCCACCAAAGGGUAUUUUGCUCUAUGGGCCACCAGGAACAGGAAAAACACUUUUGGCCAGAGCAGUCGCAAACAGGACAGAUGCGUGUUUUAUACGCGUCAUUGGCUCUGAACUGAUUCAGAAAUACGUCGGAGAAGGUGCCAGGAUGGUUCGUGAGAUAUUCAAGUUGGCUAGGUCAAAGAAGGCCUGCAUAAUAUUCUUUGAUGAAGUUGAUUCAUUUGGAUCAACUCGAUUUGGAGACUCAGACAACAACGAGGUGCAGAGGACUCUGCUGGAACUGAUCAACCAACUUGAUGGAUUUGAUUCAAGGGGAAAUGUGAAGGUGAUCAUGGCCACAAACAGACCAGACAUUUUGGAUCCAGCACUUCUCAGGCCUGGACGCCUUGAUCGAAAAAUUGAAUUCAAAGUCCCUGAUUUAGAAGGAAGAACGAAGAUACUAAAGAUCAAUGCUAAGACAAUGAGUGUGGAUAAGAAUAUCAGAUACAGUCUGAUAUCAAGGAUGUGUAAUGGAGCAACUGGUGCUGAGUUGAGAUCAGUUUGUAUUGAAGCAGGAAUGUUUGCAAUCAGGGAAAGAAGGAAAGUUGCAACUGAACAGGAUUUCUUCAAGGCAGUGGAAAAAGUCAUCAAAGAGGGAGGCAAGUUCUCAGCAACACCAAGAUAUCUGACCUAUAACUGA
Molecule: messenger RNA, 945 nt
Organism: Enterospora canceri
Lineage: Eukaryota; Fungi; Microsporidia; Enterocytozoonidae
Source: the annotation of a GenBank genome assembly